CAAUUCCUUCGGAGUAACUCCUUGCGUCUGGGCAUGUUUAAAAGAUGUGCCAAGGCACUCAAUUCAUGCGUAAGGAGAGUCGGGGCCUUCACCACUACCGCAUCUACCGGAUCAAGUAGUAUCUCCUGCGAAAUGUGGUUCUUGUCCCUAGGAUUCUUGGCACAACGGGGCCAUCGUCAUUCUUGGCCCCAGGGCUUGGCAUAGGUCUCCUCCAUUUGGGGGGAGUGGGUUAUUUAUUGGAACUGGAUCACCCAAAAUGGUGCAGGGCAGACGCACCGUGACGAGUC
Messenger RNA from Aspergillus caelatus, 287 nucleotides. RefSeq lists its product as uncharacterized. The transcript has a single exon. Lineage: Eukaryota; Fungi; Ascomycota; Eurotiomycetes; Eurotiales; Aspergillaceae. Bases 34 to 204 code for a protein of 56 amino acids. The record is from RefSeq and is a predicted model, not a curated record.